Messenger RNA from Saccharomycodes ludwigii, 822 nucleotides. RefSeq lists its product as uncharacterized. The record is from RefSeq and is a predicted model, not a curated record. Lineage: Eukaryota; Fungi; Ascomycota; Saccharomycetes; Saccharomycodales; Saccharomycodaceae. The coding region runs from base 1 to 822 and encodes 273 amino acids. The transcript has a single exon.
AUGUCCUUUCAAAAUCAAUACGAAUUGGCUAAGAUUCUAAACCAAUUAGAACCUCAACAAUUAACAAAAAAUGUGUUUUUUGGUCCAUUAAAUGCUCUAACGAGAGUGGAUUUUUUGAUGACAAAUAAUAUAAAGUUUAUAAUUUCCACAGGUAUGCCAGUUUAUUCAGCCAUGAAAUGUUGUGCCAACAUUCCCAUGGAAAAGUAUGCUUACGUUCUAAUUAACUUUGAUCCUACCUUUUCUAAAAGUGACUAUAAUGAUGAAAAAUUAUUUCAAAUUAUGUGUUAUAACCAGAUAUUUUCUGCACAAUUGAGUAGCUUUGUCAAUAGGGCGUUAUCUACGGUGGAAAGGGAAGAGGAUAUUUAUAAUUCACAAUCCAUUAAUAUCCUACGGUCAAAUAUCAUAACAAGCGAUGGCCUGCUAAAAUUUGAAGUUUUCAAUGAUUUCAUAACUCUAUGCAAAAGUGCGAACAUGGGAAACGUUUUAAUUGUGAGCAACAGUGGAAACGAUGAAAGUUUAACAUCAUUACUAAUAUCUCAUGUCAUGAGGAAUAAUUGUCAGGCAACUUUACAGGAUUCGAUAUCUUAUGCCAAAAGUUUAAGACCAUCUGUUCGUGAUAUUAAUGAAAGUAGACUUUUGAUGUGUAAUGGAUUAAGUGAAUAUAUUGAACAAGUCAAAUCGCAUUCAUGGAAGGAUAUUUUACGUCACCAAUGCUAUCAUACUAUAAAGAGAAAAGAAGACGGAAGUGACAAAGAAGAGAUAAAUUUAGAACGUGAAAUUAUGGAAAAUUACAAAAGAACCAAGAGGUUGAUUGAAGAUUGA